AUGGAGAAAUUAGAAGGUGCACAGGAGAUUGGGAGCUCCUGCAGCAGGUCUUUCAGGCUGCGAAGCCCCAGCCUGAACAAAGUUCGGCUUCGGAGGAUAUUUGACUUGUUUGACAAGAACAAAGACUCCAUCCUUACCAUAGACGAGCUCAGCCACGCGCUAGCCGUCCUCGGCCUCCAAACGGAUGUUGAGCCGAUGGUGCAGCCUUAUAUCCAAUCAGGUAAACACGGCCUUACCUACCAAGACUUUGAGGCUCUCCACUCAUCCCUAAAUCGUGCCUUCUUCCCCGAAUUAGAAUUAGACGAUGCUGCUCAUAACAACAACUCUGAGUCUGAGUCUGAUCUUUGUGAGGCAUUCAAGGUGUUUGAUGAAGAUGGUGAUGGGUUCAUAUCCGCAAGGGAGCUACAAGCUGUGUUGGCCAAGUUGGGGUUAUUGGCCGACCCUCGCGUAGGAUCGGUUGAGCUCAUGAUUUCUUCAGUCGAUCAGAAUCACGAUGGCCUUGUCGACUUAUUUGAGUUCAAGGAUAUGAUGCGCAAUCUUAUUAUUUAA
Messenger RNA from Striga asiatica, 549 nucleotides. The record is from the annotation of a GenBank genome assembly. Lineage: Eukaryota; Viridiplantae; Streptophyta; Magnoliopsida; Lamiales; Orobanchaceae.